CCUUCUCCACCUCCCCCAAUCCAGACAUGCCAUCCCACGCUCGCGCUACCCAUCGCCACCUCUUCCUCAUCUCACGGCGCCCAUGCCCACCACCUGUUCGACCUCCUGACGCCAGCCUGUCAGCCCGCCAUGCCGCCCGCGCUCACCUCCAACCCCCCUUCCUUCCGGCCCUUAUCCUCCCCUCUCCGCCGCCGCGCCCCAUCCUUCCUCUGCCGCGUCGGCGCCGGCAAGCCUGGGGCGGAUGAGGAGGCCAAGAAGAACCCCUUCUUUGUCGACUUCAGCGGCAAGUUUGAGGACGCCAAGUCACUGAUACCGGCCUUCCCAUCGCCGGGAACAGGGUCCCUGUUUGCCGGAGGGAGGGGAAAGAAGGACCAACAGACGGUGUUCGUGGCGGGCGCCACGGGGCAGACGGGUGUCCGCAUUGCACAGACGCUGCUGCGGCAAGGUUUCGCCGUGCGCGCCGGGGUUCCGGACCUCGUGUCGGCACAGGAGUUGGCUCGGCUCGCCGCCGCGUACAGACUCAUAUCCCCCGCGGAGGCACGCCGGCUCAACGCGGUGGAGUCGGAUUUUGAUGACACUGAGGCUAUCGCCAAGUCCAUCGGCCCAGCGGCCAAGGUGGUGAUCACGGUCGGCCCGGUCGAGAAGGGAUUAGAGGGCGGGCCGGUCACUACCGAGGAUGCGCUCCGGGUAGUGCAGGCUGCGGACCUCGCCGGCGUGGCACAUGUUGUGGUGGUCUACGACGAGGGCGCCGGUGGCGUCAAUGGGGCUUCCACGAACAGUGUGCUUAAUGGGUUCACGUCUUUUUUCUCGAACCUCUUCUCCCGCGUGCAGACUCUGCCGCUAAGUGAAUUUUUGGCCAAGGUGGUAGAGACCGAUGUCAAUUACACGCUAGUCAAGGCGUCACUCACUGAAGACUACGACCCUGAGAGCUCGUAUGGGCUGGUCCUGGCCAAAGAGGGUUCGUCCAGCACCACGACUUCCUCCACUGACACUGGCAAGGUGUCCAAGUUGCAGAUUGCUUCCCUUGUGGCUGAUGUUUUCUCCAACAUUGAGAUCGCAGAGAACAAGGUUGUGGAAGUUUCAACUAGCUCCUUGGGAAAAUCCAAGCCCACAGUGGAGGCACUAACAGCUAUUCCUGAGGACAUUAGAAGAAAAGAGUACCAAGAAGCUGCUGCAAAUACGAGGGCACAGGAGGAAGCCCUGGCCUCCCAGCGAGCUGCUGAUGCAGAAGAACCCACCAGUAAGCUCAAAACCGAAGGGAAGGAUACGACCUCAGAAGAGGCAGGCGCAAGUCCGGUGAACGAGGCGCAGGCCUCGCUGGAGAACCUUCUAACCAGAGCCAAGGGGCUCAAGCUUAACACUGACUUCUCCUGGGACAAGUUCAGCACACAGCUUGCAGCCGUAGGAGCGACUGCGCGGAGCUCGGACGAGGAGGAACCAAGAGCCCAGAUCGCCACGGUGAGAGGCCAGGCCAAGGCCAAGAAGCUGGCACCGCAGAGGGCCGUCGUGAAGCCGGUGGCGCAGAAGGUGAAGCAGGCAACAAUGCAGCCGGCUCCCAAGAAGGAGGUGAGGCCCGUGUUUGGGGGACUCUUCAAGCAAGAGACUAUCUUUGUGGACGAGGACUGAGCAUCGCAGCAGCUUUUCUUCUUCUUCUUUUUGUGAAGGCCCUGAUGUAUCCUUGAAAUAUAUAUAUAAAUAUAAAUUAAAGAUUAACGGUCGAAUCCAA
Messenger RNA from Triticum aestivum (bread wheat), 1726 nucleotides. Its product is annotated as protein PLASTID TRANSCRIPTIONALLY ACTIVE 16, chloroplastic. The transcript is spliced from 4 exons. The coding region runs from base 130 to 1626 and encodes 498 amino acids. The record is from RefSeq and is a predicted model, not a curated record. NCBI's taxonomy places the organism in Eukaryota, Viridiplantae, Streptophyta, Magnoliopsida, Poales, Poaceae.